Scaptodrosophila lebanonensis is the source of this 597-nucleotide messenger RNA. RefSeq lists its product as uncharacterized. Bases 88 to 432 code for a protein of 114 amino acids. The record is from RefSeq and is a predicted model, not a curated record. Lineage: Eukaryota; Metazoa; Arthropoda; Insecta; Diptera; Drosophilidae. The transcript is spliced from 2 exons.
UCCGGUCCCAGGCAGAGCCGCAGCGGAUUGUGUGAACAGUCGUAGUCGCGUCGCGCUCUCGAAUAGUGAAACGAGUUUUGACGCAUAAUGUUGAGGCUGAUUCAUAUUUGCACUUACUUCUUGCUGCUCUGCCUGGCCCUCAGCCGGGCACAGCCCGUGGACUAUAGCAAUCCGAAGUCACAGGUGGAGUACAUAAGCACGGACGCAGAUCGGGGCCCGAAGCCGAACAUUGUGCCGGUCACCAGACCUCCUCUUGUCAUCGAUACACCGCCGCCAGCACCGGCCAAUUCGAAGAACUUUGCCUUCAACCCAAAAACGCAGACCUGGACCCUCAUUAAGCCGGGCGAUCCACAGCCCGAAGAGGGCGCCUUGUUAUGGAAUCAAAGCAACGAUAAGUGGCUGACUAAAGUGCCGGGCUCGUUAAGCAUUUGAGGCCCAACCACUAUCACCACCAUCAAGCAACAAGCUCUCUAUACUUGUAUUCGAUUUGAUAUUCAACCUAUUUAGCAUGAAUGAAGCAAAAAUGCACACUACAAGCAAUUAUGUAUAUGCUUUUUAAAUAAGUCCUUAAGUUAAAUAAAAUUAUUUCCAACCCCA